UUUUGUGUACGGUUAUCAGCCUCAGAACUCCGAAAGAUAAACUUGAUAAUAGAAUUGAUAAAUGAUAUCCAUCUAGUUAAGGUCAGUCCGAAGUUAGUCAUUGUUGAGCUCGGUACAGCUACCGUGUUCAAAAUCGGUCGGACGUAGGACUGUGUUGCUCAAAGGGCAUCGCGUAAUGUUCGCACUUCUAUUUUGCCUCUUCUCAGUCGCGCGGGAAGUUAUUACGCUUUUGUCGGCAAGUCGGAAACGACUGAAUUCGAUGGCGGAUCAACGAAGCGAGGGUAAACUCGUAGCUGACGUUAGAAACAACGGGGUUAACGGAAACUCGAUCUUCGAGUCUGGAGAUGACAUGUUCGUCGACGAAACAUCGCCGUCGACGCCUAUUAGUGGAAAAGCAAAACAUUCGCGACGAACCAGCGACGUCAUCGACAGCGUUCGUAUCUCCGAAUAUAUGCAGGCAUCCGGGCAUUCGACACCGCAACAGAAAAAGCCAGCUCAUCUUGAUUUGGUAUCUCCGGAUCAAGGGUAUGAAGGCACACCGGGUAAUGAUCCCAGGAUAAUUCCAAGCUGGAUGCACAAAAGAACGGAUCACAUCGACGCAACACCCCCUGGCCCUAGCGAUGAAAAUGAAGAAGAGCAAACUGUCGUUGGAACCCCAAUUGGAAUAACAGCUAAGAUGCCAGUUAGCCAAGAGUCAUUACAGUAUAAUAUGAGUCAUGCCAAAAGGGGAACGUGCUUAAUAUUCAACCAUGAAGUAUUUGAAACAGGAUUCUCCAAACGGGAAGGAUCCAGCAUUGAUGCCAAGCGGAUCGAAGCCACUUUCACUAAAUUAGGCUUCGACGUUCUGAUUCGUGACAAUCUUGAGCAUAGUGACGUACUCGAUGAGAUAAAUAAAUUGAGUUCAGCAGAUCAUACCAACAACGAUUGCGUAUGCGUAUUUUUACUGACGCAUGGACUGAACAAUAAUUUGGUUAUGGCCAAGGACGUUGCCUACAGGGCUGACAAAAUUUGGAAACCAUUUACCGCCGAUAUUUGUCCAACACUGGCAGGAAAACCAAAAUUAUUUUUUUAUCAGGCUUGUCGAGGAGACAAAUUGGACGGCGGUGUUAUGCUCAUGUCGCGGACCAGUAAUACCCAGACAGAUUCCGCAGUUGCCUCGUAUAAAAUUCCAACCCAUUCCGAUUUUCUGAUUGCUCACAGUUCCGUAGACGGAUUUUUUUCGUGGCGUAAUCCCGAGGAGGGAACGUGGUACAUUCAGUGUUUGUGCUCCGUCCUGGAUGAGUUUGCAGAGACGACUGAUCUGAUGAGGAUGCUGACGAUAACUGCGCGGAAAGUAGCAACCGAAUUUCAAUCUUACGACGAUAUGAAUCUGCAGAAGAACGAGCAGAAACAAGUUCCAUCGACAACGUCGAUGUUGAUAAGAGACUUAUAUUUUAAACCAAAAUAAUGACGCAAAGCUUGUAGCUAGCAAUUAUAAAGAAGAAAAGAAUUGACACUUUGUUCAGCGACAAGACACUGCGGGCGUUGAGCAAAAUUCGUGUUUUAUUGAAAUUACAAUUGUUCAUCAGUCAUUUUGGGCCCGCACUUUACACUAUAUAGAUAAUAUAUAGUUGUGAAAUUUGUAUUUUUUGGUAUGGCGUUGGAGAUGUCAAAUAUUUCCGACUUGGUUUUCAGGAGCAAGAACUGGAACAAGAAAGAUUAAGUACAAACCCACCCCGCAUCAUUCAGUAAAACUUAUAUAAUCUCAGAAUAUUCAAUGUUGAACUUUACACACGUGCAUAUUUUCUUGAUUAAUGAUACAUAAGAAUUUCUUUUUUUUUUAUACUCUAUAUUUCCAUUAUCAUGCGAAUUGGUCGCUUAUAAUUUAUUCAUCUUACCACACUAAGACUGUUCGUUGCUCGUUACAGAAGACAAUUAUUUGCUCACAUACGUAUUAUUAUUCCUAACUAAGAUUAAUUAAGCUGAUUCGAACCAGUUAUUAGUCGGUACGAAUAGUAAUUUAUACAUCAUUUGUAUGUUCGUGUCAAUUAAGGUUCGUAUUACAAGUUAUUUUUGGUCGUUAGUUAUUACGCCUACUUAUAAUUUGUUACUAAACUCUCACAGUCUGGCAAAAAAAAGUUGUGCCAUUUUGUAAUAUACACGUGGGUACAAAAACUUUAUGAUAUUAAUUCCUGCAAGUAUCAGGUCGAUCGCUACAGACGCAUUUGCUCGCCCUAUCGAUGUUCCGUGAUUAUAUAUUACCGUUGUUUUACCCGUAUUCUCUUUGCUUUUGAUUGAUAUUUUUUCUGCCUUUAUUCUCUUUUUUUGUCAGUCUUAAUUCCUCUAGAAAACACAUAACGAGGUUGCGAAAUUUGUUAUAAAGAGAAAUUAAGGUUAUACGUGUAUAAAAAUGUUUUGUCGCGGAACACAGCAAAAUGCAGAUUCAGUGCCAUCUAAAUGCGACACAUGCACUGCACUUGAUGUGAGGAAACCAUAACGAGCUUAAUACGGAUAUUUUUUGGUGGCCAGAAGUCAUUACGCACAUAUAUGUACUAUAGGCACCCUACAUGUAAGAAAUAUAGCGAAAUGCAUAAUUAGUAGUAUUUUCCUUGAUCAUAAUACACCGAACAUUAAUAUAUCAAAUAUUUAUUCAGACGGUACAUAUGAACUACUAAUUGUUACACUACUUAUAUAAGUAUCAUCUAGAUAUAUAAAGUAUCAGAAUAGUAUUAUCGUUUUUUAUUUACCUACAUUUUCGGUGAUUUUUAUCG
This is a messenger RNA of Diprion similis, 2750 nucleotides long. RefSeq names its product caspase-1-like. Bases 176 to 1447 code for a protein of 423 amino acids. Gene Ontology annotation, biological process: proteolysis. Gene Ontology annotation, molecular function: cysteine-type endopeptidase activity. The record is from RefSeq and is a predicted model, not a curated record. The transcript is spliced from 7 exons. NCBI's taxonomy places the organism in Eukaryota, Metazoa, Arthropoda, Insecta, Hymenoptera, Diprionidae.